UUAGAAAUAGAAGCCGACGUGGGGCAUGUAAUUAGUUUCAUUCCACUUUUUAUGUUUUUGCACCAUAUCCUUCCAAUAUCCUAGACAGAUAUAUUUCAAAGAGAGAUCAUUUCUGCGCAUGCAACUAACUUCAUGUUCAUCGGGUCAAUAAUUGUAAAUGGUAAAUUUUUAUGUGCACAUGUCAUGUAAUUUGGGCAGGGAAGUUGUUUCACGUAUUUUUUGUGACGGAUGCAUGUGAAUCCUGUGUCGUAUAAAAAAAAAUCUCACGCUUAUAGUCCUUUAUGUCGAAGUCGAGUUUUUUACGGAACUUUGUGAAUUAUUAAAAUUAUCUAAUUAUCAUCAAUGCUAGAAUAGAAUUGUCAUGGAAGCAGCAAUAUUUACAUUCCAUUUGUGAUUAUAUGUGAUAUAUAUUUGUACGACAAGCAAUAAUUUCUAAACGCAAUGGAUGAAAAUAAUGGUGCUAAUGCUGAUAAUGUGGAACAACCUACAAAUCCCUGCUUCAGAGAGCGCAUAGAUGACAUUGAACGUGAAGACUUUGAAGAAGAGAAUCGUAUUAUCAAACAUUGUUCCAAUUUGAUGAUGGAGGGGGAACUUACAGCAUCAUCACACUUUUCAGGAAAUUUGUCAAGUAUUAAUUCCAGCCUGGCUUCAAGUUCCGAGACAAUUUCUACAUUAUCAACUUUCACAGCAAACGAAUCAAAUCUACCGGGAUGCAGUAAGUCUGAUGACAUUGAAGACUGUGAUAUACCACUCAAAUAUUUAAAUCAUGAACAGACAAUAGGAUUUUCUACUGGCAAAGAAACAAAAAAGGUUGACUUUAUGGAAAAGUUAUUAAAUAGUGGAAUACCCGAAAAGAAAGACAUUCCGAGGGGAAAACUUUAUAAAGGUGACUGUGAUAAUGAGAUUGCAGAUAGUUCUGAUAUGGAGAGUGCGAGCAGCUCAUCUGGACAAACAAGCCAAGCCACAAGCUCCAGUUCUGAUAGUAGUGGAUUUAGUGUACCAUCGACAUCUAAUGCAGAAAGACUCCUCGGCCUUGGGAGCAGCGGUCUGAACUCUCACCACACUGUAACAUCGUCUUUUUUGCGCAAAUACUCCGAGGACGAGGACGAUUCUGACGACGAAAUCGGAGUUGGUAACUUGCGGUGCACUUGUAACUCACCUCACGCGGAUGAUGAUGAAGAUGAUGAGCUUGAUCUAGAUCAAAGAGCAGGGUGCAAACGUCGGUAUGAAUCAACACCACAAAACACAAUUAAAAGGUUUUGUACUGAUGGAGGCAUAUCAGCAGUAGCUACAUUGGAAUGCAAGCCAAACACAACAAAUCCAAAUAUUAUAGCUCAGAAGGUGCAGGCAUCACCGGAGCUCAAACAGUGGCUUCAUAGAUUUCAAACAUGGUCAACCAAAGAGAAGACUCUAGCGAUUGAUGCUUUGGUUACCCGUUGUGCUGCAAGUGAUGUACGCUAUAUGAUGAAGGCAAUUGAGCCAUUAUUCCAACGUGACUUUAUCUCACUGCUGCCAAAAGAGCUUGCCCUUACUGUACUGGGCUACUUGUCGCCAAAGGACCUUCUCAUGGCUGCUCAGACUUGCCGUUAUUGGAGAUUUCUUGCUGAUGACAACCUGCUUUGGAAGGAGAAAUGCCGUCGUGCUGGUAUCACCGAACUCAAGAAGAUACCACGUAACAUUCCUCGGUUUGCGAGCCCUUGGAAGGCUACUUAUAUGAGUCAGACAAUUAUCGAGAACAACUGGAUGAACAAGUCUGUCCUGAACCCAAUAAUAAUGCGUGGACACGAUGAUCACGUUAUAACCUGCCUGCAGUUCCAAGGGAACCGUAUUCUUAGCGGCAGUGACGAUACUACUUUGAAAUUGUGGUCCGCUAAUUCUGGAAAGUGUCUUCAUACUCUGGUGGGUCAUACCGGGGGUGUUUGGUCGUCUCAGAUGGUAGGAGAUUUGGUGAUUAGUGGCUCAACUGACCGUACCCUGCGCGUAUGGAACGCUAACACGGGACAAUGUCUUAAAGUUCUCGCGGGUCACACUUCGACUGUACGAUGCAUGCAUCUUUACCAGAAUAGAGUUGUGUCGGGUUCCCGUGACGCGACAUUGCGCGUGUGGUCGAUACCGGAUGGUCGCUGUCUGCGCGUCCUCGUCGGCCAUCUUGCGGCUGUGCGAUGCGUUCAGUACGACGGUAAAGUGGUCGUUUCCGGUGCAUACGACUACUUCGUCAAAGUAUGGAAUCCGGAUACCGGAGACUGCCUCCAUACUCUCGCUGGACACACCAACCGUGUGUAUAGUCUUCAGUUUGACGGUAUCCACGUGGUGAGUGGAUCUCUGGACACUUCGAUCCGUGUGUGGGAUGUGGAGACUGGUCAGCUGAAGCAUACCCUCACGGGCCACCAGUCGCUCACCUCCGGCAUGGAGCUGCACUCCAACAUUCUGGUCUCCGGAAACGCUGACUCCACUGUUAAAGUCUGGGACAUUUCCUCGGGUCAUUGCCUGCAUACAUUGUCAGGGCCGAACAAACACCAGUCAGCAGUGACUUGCCUGCAAUCGAGCAACCGAUUUGUGAUUACUUCAUCUGACGACGGCACGGUGAAACUGUGGGAUGUACGCACUGGCGAAUUCAUUCGUAACCUGGUAGAGCUCAGCUCGGGCGGGUCCGGAGGCGUGGUGUGGCGCAUUCGUGCCUCCGCCACCAAACUGAUUUGCGCCGUCGGCUCACGCAAUGGCACCGAGGAGACCAAGCUUCUCCUCCUCGAUUUCGACGUGGCCGGCACAUGUAGGAAGUGCGAUGAAUAGCAUCAGCUCAACCGGCGCCUUAUGCGCCGAUAUGUCAACUUGUACGCGCCGUGGCAUUGCUAAACAACUCGCUCCCCUCACCUUUCACAAACAUCUAGCUGAUAUAGUAAAUGUAAUCUGAUUUAGUGAAUUAUCACGUGUUCCGUGUUAGAUCAAUUUCCACCGUAAAUAGUAUUCAAAGAUAACAUCGUACUUAGAAUAAAGUUGUUUGUAAGAGGGAUGCGUUGUGUGUUACGGAAGGACGUUUAAGUUGUGUGCGAAGUACCCACCGGGCCUGACACCGUUGUUGAAGGACUUCGUCUGUGUAUCCAUGUUGUACUCUGAUUACCUGCAUUCUUACGAUACCAUUUACAUACCAUAACAUAUAUUCAAAUGUAGUAGUAAAUUGUAGAAUAUUUCAAUAAUUGUAAUCUGUAGCAAGAAAUGAUGGCACAAUUGUAUAUCAUGUGUAGCCAAAUUCCUGUAAUAUUGUUGAAUGGUUCAUUAUCCCAAAGAAUUUUGACCGUGUCGGAUAUUAGUUAUUAAGUUUUAUCAUUGUUAAGGCACUUUUUUACAUUGUUAUUUUUAAUGAAAUGACGAUUGAAAUUUUGGGCAAUAAUUUUUCACAAUUUGGACAUAUUUCCAAUUUAUGGUUACCUUGAGUUUCCAUUGCCGAAGUACCCGUAUAAAAACAUAUCUCUACUUAUAUUAGGAGAAUAAGUGAUGUUGCAUCACGUUUUUCUAUGAGUGUUUCGCAGUACAAACUCGGUUUAUCGUGUCUUAAACUAUUUUUUGGGCAUUUUACACUCGUAUUGGUUAAUUGUAUCAUAAUAAAGUUUUUUGUAAUUAUUUCUGCUUAAAUGUAAGCAGUAUUAGGAUAUAUGUUUGUUUUGAUAUAAUCUGUUGAUAGUUAUUGACUUUGCCACAAUUUAGUGGCGAUGUUAUGUUUUUCAUGACCGCAGUAUCAAUAUUUUUACCCUAUUAGCUUGUGACUAUUCUGUUUCAAAUUUAUGAGCUGUCUCUAUUAUUACUUUUGAAUCUUAUAAACGAUUCAUUGAUUGUUAAUUUUUUUAACGAUGACAUAACAAAAUGACUAGGCAAUAUACAUUUUAUAUACACAUUUACAAAUUACAAAAAAUUUCAUUGAAUUUGUUAAGUAUUUGUAUUUUGACAUACACAUGUAUUAUUUCUCUUAGCAUAAUAUAAUAUAUUUAUCAUUGCAUUACCAUAAAUUAUCUUAUUAUUCAAUAUUAAAAAAAAUAAUCAAUUACUUUGUGUUUCGCAUAAUAAUAUUCAACAUAUUAUCCAUUUUAAUAAUGAUAGUAGUAUAAAUGUCAUGUGAAUCAUGCGUUCCAACAUUUUAUAUAAUGUUGCGAAACAUGUUUUAUCGCGACUGUUAGGGCGAGUGCAAAAGAUCUUUGACGAUGAUAGAGUCGAGAGAGCAAAUCUUACAGUGCGGUGAGGGCCACAUCCAAAUGUAGCUGUGUUAAUGUAUAUAUACAAUCAAACGUUUAGUUUGUGACCACCCAGGCGUGGUUCACGAGUCUUCUACUGUGGCUGAUAUAAAGAAUAAUUAAAUGAAGACUGAAGCAUAGGUAUAAUAUAAUAAUAAAUGUAUUGAAAUGUAGUUACUGUAACUCUACCCACCAUCGUAUCGAGCGAGCUUUGUGUUUUUGAAGCGGCCAUAUGUAAAUGCGCCGAAUUUUUCGAUUUAGUUUUUUAGCCGCCAAAUACAUCGAGGUCUUCUCUAAUUAAGUUGUUUUAGUUCUAAGUUUUUCUCAUGUUAUAAAUACAUGUCUUAUAGCCACUAAAUCGCUUUCUCGGAUCCCAUCAGUCUUUGUAUUGUACUAUAUUGAAUAACUAAUAAUGAAACGUUAAUCUAUUGGAUAUAGCUUAGCCAUUUUUAUCUAAAUCGCUUAUAAACUAUAGCCUGAUGUAGAAAACAAAAUAAUUGUAAUAAAUUUAAUCUAAACGUAAUAUCAAUAAUUUUAUAAUAAAUAAAAUUUUUCCUCAUUUUAUUUGUGUUCAUAAAGAAUAAGUUUUUUGUGCCUGUGUUAUAAUUAUUAUAAUCGUUCUUUUAACGACAUUCUUUAUAGUGGGAUAAACUUUUCUGGCUCGUAUUAAUAGCAUAUUUCAAUGUCUUAUAUCAAUUUGUAUGCCCAAUAAAGUCCUGCCGGGCCAGACACGAUUGUGACACUAUAAUGCAUGUCCAGGUUCAAAUGUCAACUGCAAUAUUUUAUAUGUAUUUUUUUUAUUAAUUUGACCAAAUUGCAUCACAAUUUGUAAAACUAUUUAUUGAUCAAUUGUUUGAAUUUGAUGUACAUCACAAUAUUUUUUUAUUUAUUAUUAAAUUACAUC
Messenger RNA from Papilio xuthus (Asian swallowtail), 5127 nucleotides. RefSeq names its product F-box and WD-40 domain protein 7 (gene ago). Bases 442 to 2790 code for a protein of 782 amino acids. The transcript has 11 exons. The record is from RefSeq and is a predicted model, not a curated record. Gene Ontology annotation, biological process: ubiquitin recycling; proteasome-mediated ubiquitin-dependent protein catabolic process. Gene Ontology annotation, molecular function: ubiquitin binding. Gene Ontology annotation, cellular component: cytoplasm; nucleus. Lineage: Eukaryota; Metazoa; Arthropoda; Insecta; Lepidoptera; Papilionidae.